Galendromus occidentalis (western predatory mite) is the source of this 1269-nucleotide messenger RNA. Its product is annotated as protein crumbs homolog 2. The record is from RefSeq and is a predicted model, not a curated record. NCBI's taxonomy places the organism in Eukaryota, Metazoa, Arthropoda, Arachnida, Mesostigmata, Phytoseiidae. Bases 389 to 748 code for a protein of 119 amino acids. The transcript is spliced from 5 exons.
CGCUUUACAGGUUUCUGGCAGGUCCAUGACGUAUUCGGCCAAUAGCCCGGCCGGCCAAAGAUGCAGAUGCUCGUCUACGAUCAGAACAAGGCCCGAUAGCAGAGUAACGUCUCCCUUCUGCUCCGGAUGGUUGUUUGUUCUAUGGCGGCGCACGUAACGAGCGUUAUUCAAGCGUCAAUAGAGCGGCGGCAAUGGAAAUGCGACGUCGAGGAGGAGGACCAAAAUCUGCGCAAUUUUCUCGAGAUCUGCACAGCGCCAGAGGCGUGUCAGCUCAGUCGAAGAAAGUGGCAUCUGUCUGACAGGAACGCUCGAUACUUCAUCAAACGCAUGUCAUAGAGGAGCAUUAUGGCGCCUUAAUUCACCGUUCGACGAGUACCGACGUCAGGCAAUGUCAGAGACAACUUCGUUACCUCCGGACCCCUGCGAGAACAACCCCUGCAAGAACGGAGGCACUUGUAGUCCACUCGACGACUUCUCUGAAUACCAGUGCAUAUGCCCCCCAGGAUUCAGAGGGGGACAGUGCGAGGGGGUCCUGCUGGUGGAUUCUCCCGCGGCUUUGAUCGCCGGCAUUUGUUGUGCAGUUUUGUUAAUUGUUGGUCUCUUGGUAGUGACCUAUUUUGUGGUGAGGAAAGCCAAAGAAAAACGCCGUCAGCAUGGAACUUACAGCCCAUCAAGAGAAGAACAGAAUGGACGACGCUUCGAAAUGAAUCACGUUCUAAAACCUCCUCCGAUAGAGCGCCUAAUUUAAUGGACCUGGGAACACGGAGCUCCCUACAGAUGAUAUCCGCUUCGUCCGGCGCGUGAAGGUCAUCCCUGACUUUCGGCCCCUCCAGCCGAUAGCCCGUAUCGGGAUCUGAACAUGCGGGUUGUCAGACCGUCUAGUCAUCCUCAGGAUUCGUUCAGAACAGUUCCUCGGGGCACCUGAAUGCAAAUCUUCACGAUUUUAUGGUCGGUAUCCCAUUCGUUUGGAGAUCCGUCGAAACUGCCUCGAAAUCCGUGGAGUGCCUUGCUCAACUCCCGAACCACAGGUCUCACGUCAACCUGGUCAUACCGUAGGUCCAGCGACGACGUCUUGUAGAAAUGUCCCAUCAUCCCUUCCGCGAUGUUCUAUAAUUUAGCGAUGUUCUAUAAUUUUUCGAUCAGAGUAUACGCGAGUGUUGGGCUUCUGGAAUGAUCUACCUAUUGGAGAUCAUCGAUUCUGGCGAAUAUGGCAGCGGGUUAUCCGAAUGUUCUCACCAUGGCCCACCUUGGAGAAAUAAACGUUAAAGU